Molecule: messenger RNA, 1647 nt
Organism: Penicillium mononematosum
Lineage: Eukaryota; Fungi; Ascomycota; Eurotiomycetes; Eurotiales; Aspergillaceae
Product: serine hydrolase domain-containing protein
Exons: 6
Coding region: 1-1647 (548 amino acids)
Source: RefSeq, a predicted model, not a curated record
AUGCGCUCCCUGUGGACAUUAUCCGCCCUGGCGCUCUCAGCCGAAGCCAUCAAAACAACAGGAUGUCCUCUUUUAGGUCCAGCAUUCCCUGCCCCUACCGCUCUCAAAGCUGAGGAAUUGACCUCAAAGCUCAAUGAAGCUAUCGAGGAUGGAAGUCUACCUGGUAUAUCAUUCGCAGUGCAGUUAAAGUUGGAUCUGUGGGGGGUUAAAGAGGUAGACGAGGAUACCAUGUUCCGAAUUGGCAGCAUAUCGAAGCUGUGGACAAUGUUUCUCUUCAUGACUUUGGAAGGAACGCGGUACUUCCACGAGCCCGUUUCGAAAUACGUGCCUGAGCUGCAAAUAGAGUACAGCCCAGCGCAAGCAAAGGACAAGAUUAAUUAUUUGCAAUGGAGCGAUGUUACGAUCGGCGAACUGGCUAGUCACCAAGCGGGCCUUGCAAGAGACUAUGCAUUUGGUGACCUCGGAUUUAAGUCGGAUCUUCUUCAAAGCAUGGGCUUCCCUUCGCUUCCAGAGGACGAGCAGCUGACUUGUGGGAGUGAGUACCCGUGCGAUAGGCAAGGUAAGUCGAUUUCGUGUGCUCACAUCAUCGCUCGAAUUAUUUGGCUGACAGAGGGGACAUUUUCAAGAAUUUUUCCGUGGCAUUCUAAAAACGCACACCGAUAUACUCCAACGCAGGAUAUCAAAUUCUGGGAUACGCGUUGGAGUCAAUCGCAAAACGCCAACUACGAAGAAAUAUUAUGGGACCGUCUUAUCAGGCCGCUCAACUUGACUCGGUCCUGUCUCAAGGUCCCGGACCCUAGCUUGGCGGUGAUUCCCCACAAUGAGACUUUCAGUUGGUUUGGAUAUGAGAUUGGCGAAGAGGCUCCAGCUGGAGGCAUGUUCUCUUCCGCAAAUGACAUGGCCACAUUUGGACGCGCCGUUCUCUCCAGCACCCUUGUGGACCCUGCCGUGACAAGGCGGUGGAUGAAGCCGCUAACACACACGUCAUCCCUGCAACAUUCCGUAGGCGCGCCCUGGGAGAUCUAUACAUUUUUGACACCUCGUCGGGUCGACCUGUACACCAAGGCCGGAGACAUCGGGCUUUACUCCAGUUCCAUUGGUCUUUCGCCAGAUCACAAUGCCGGUUUUACAGUUUUAGUUGCUGGUGGUAACUCCCAUGUGAUGACAUCGACAAUCGGGGAGAUGGUUGCUGAUAUUAUGCUUCCCGGGUUUGACGAAGUCGCCAGAAACCAAGCUCUGAAACGCUUUGGGGGCACAUAUGCUUUGACGAGCGACUCCUCCAAUUCCUCAAUUACCAUCACCGCCGAUGACGGGGCUGGCUUGGUAGUCUCAUCAUGGAUCAGCAACUCGGUCGACAUGAUCGAGUCUUUGAUGGGUUUGCAAGGAGUGACCGAUCGCUCUGCGAUAAGCAUUCGUCUACAGCCUAGCGGCCUGGAGACCCCAGGGAAGAUCUCCUUCUUGGCUGUUAUCUAUACACUUAGUGCACCAAAAGACGCUGGGCCCCUUGUUGGAUCCUGCUUUUCGUGGAUUUUGCUCGACUCUUUGGUGUAUGGCAACGUCGGUCUUCCAGAGUUUGAGUUCGCACUGAAUCAUGACGGCUAUGCGACGAGCUUAUCCCCUCGGGCGUUGCGUGUUACUCUUCCCUAG